Molecule: messenger RNA, 3232 nt
Organism: Vespula vulgaris
Lineage: Eukaryota; Metazoa; Arthropoda; Insecta; Hymenoptera; Vespidae
Gene: Aasdh
Product: beta-alanine-activating enzyme
Exons: 10
Coding region: 118-3141 (1007 amino acids)
Biological process (GO): amino acid activation for nonribosomal peptide biosynthetic process
Molecular function (GO): protein binding
Source: RefSeq, a predicted model, not a curated record
UUAAUUCAACUUUCUACCGCUAUGUGACUCUGGCUCACAUCAAUAUAACCUGAUUUAUAAACGUGAUUUUAGACGAGAAAUAUUUCGUCUUAAAAAUUAAUAUACUGCUGUGAUGUUAUGGCACAAAUAAAUAAAAAGCAAAAGUUAUGUCAUAAUGUAAGUGACAAAUCAAUAACUUUAAUUGACAUAAUUAAUUGGAAUUAUCUAAAUAACGUAGCAAUAGAGUAUCAUGAUUUAAAUAAAAUUUAUACGAUUAAAUAUGCGGAACUUAAUGAAGCAAGAAAUAAAAUUGCGUCAAUAUUAAAGUGUAUAGAAAAUUUUGAGUUUAUUGGUAUUGAUAUUGAUGUUCCUGAAUAUUGCGUACCUGCGUUAAUACUAGGAAUAAUUACUAAAGGUUUCGGUUUUGUUACUUUACCUUCAGACACUACCGUGUAUACAAAAUUUUUAUCUACUUUGCACAUAAAAUAUAUUUUUCUAUGGCAUCUUAUAGAUAAUACAGAAAUUAUUUGUAAAUUUGACAUACAUGGAGAAUAUUUAUAUCUAUCCAAAAUGAAACAAACGCAAGAACAAUACAUACAAAAUAUUGAAAGCGGUUAUGUUUACGCUAUUGCGACAUCAGGAUCAACUGCAGAAGAAAAAAUUUGUAAAGUACUUCAUUCUUGUAUAGUACCUAACAUAAUAGAUUUAAAAUUGAUUCUCUCUACCACAGAAUUUGAUAAAAUUCUACAAUUGACAAGUUUUACAUUUGAUCCUAGUAUAAUCGAAAUAUUUUUAAGUUUUCAUUCAGGCAGUACAAUGUUGAUGAUAUCGAAACAAAUUAAAAAUGAUGUUGAUAGGCUUUUGGAUAUAAUAUUUUGGAAUAAUGUAACUAUAUUACAAAGCACACCAUCGCUAUUUCUUCAUAGAUGGUCUUCUGAACGUAUUUCCAACACAAUUCUUGGAAAAGAUAGUCCAUUGAGAAUUAUUCUUUUGGGUGGUGAACCUUUUCCCAAAAUAGAUUUACUUAUUGCAAUUAAACACUUUGAAAACAGGACUGAAUUUUUUAACAUAUAUGGAAUAACCGAGGUAUCAUGUUGGGCCAGUAUUAAUAAGAUUACGUGGAUAGAUAAAGAAAUAGAAUCAUCUUAUCUUGGUACAGUCUUAUCUGAAACUAUAUUUCAAGUUAGGAAUGAAGAUGAUAAUAUAGUGUCAAAAGGAGAUGGUCAUCUUUACAUCGGAAGCAAUAGUAGAUUAUGUAUUAUUGAUAAUGAAGUUUUGCAAAAUAUGAAAAGACCUGUAUUUCGUAAUACUGGUGAUAUUGUACAUAUCGAUAAUAAAGGACGAAUAUUUUAUAAAGGAAGACAAAAUGAUAUAAUAAAACGAUAUGGAAAUAAAUUAAAUUUGUUAAAACUCAAUGAAACUAUUAGCGAAUUACAUUUUGUACGUAAUUGUUAUUCUUGGUGGGAUGUGGAGAGACAUAAAUUACAUUUGUGUGUACGUGCUAUAACAAAUAGAACUACUUUAUAUGAGUUAAAAAAGGAAGUAAUGUCGCAUUUAGAAAAAUUACCUGACAUUUAUAAACCUGAUAAAAUCCAUUUUAUUAAAAAUAUUAAACUUACGGUGAAUGGAAAGAUUUGUACUAAGUUCUUACAGAAAAUAUGUAUGCAAGAUAGAAUUACAUCGAGUAGUCAUCAAGAUACAGUUGAAAAGAGUUUUGAAAGUGUAUGGAAUAAUUAUUUGAAUUCUAAAACCAAUGGAUUUUUAAAAUUAGGUGGAACUUCUAUCAUGGCUCUCCAAAUUUCAACAGAAAUCUGUGAACUUUUAAAUACUCAAUUUCCAAAUUUAAUUGGCAUGCUACUUAAAGAUGCUACAUUUGAAGAAUGUUUAACAUAUCUUAAAAAUAUUUUAUUGUUUAAUACACGCAAUGAAAUCAAUGUUCCAACUAGUUAUACACCUAUACAUACGUAUGUGACUAUGCAUAAACCACUUUCGAAUAAUGCUUAUAAAAUAAAUGAAGAAGAUAUAUGUUUAUGGCAAAAAUGUAAAGGAAAAACGUACACACAUUUAUCAUCUAAUGAUCAAAUAUUAAAGUUUGAUAAAAAAGCAAUGUUUAAUAUUCGUGUUAAAAAUACAUUCGAUUUACUUAAAUGUGUAGAUGCGUCACCAACUGUAUUUCAAUAUAACAAAAGAACAUUUGUUACUGUUGGUUCACAUUCAGGCAUGAUUUGUACUGUUGAACUUAAGGCAGAAGAUAAUAGUGUCGUAUAUAAAAUUCAACUUCCAAAUAGAAUUGAAUCUUCAGUUGUAGUUUUAGAUAACUUUAAAGGUAUUGUUGGGUGUUAUGAUGGCCAUAUUUAUUGUUUUUAUUUAAAGACAGGCGAUAUUAUUUGGAAAUAUCAAACAAAAGAUAUGAUAAAAUGUACAGCUCUACUAUCUGAAUCACAAAAUAAAUUAUACAUUGGAUCUUAUGAUAACAAUGUGUACUGCCUUUCUACCGAAAAUGGAACCAAAAUUUGGAGCGUGAAAGCUAGCAAUGGAAGUAUUUCAGCUAGUGGAUGCUUACAUUCAGCAACAGAAUCAAUAUUAUUUGGAACUUUAGAUGGUUCUUGUGUAGCAAUAAAUCAAUCAAAAGGAGAUAUUUUUUGGAGAAAUAAACUAAUGAAUCCUAUAUUUGUAUCACCUAUUACACUGCAUAAUGGAUUUGUAUUGUUUUGUUCUGUAGGAGGUACAUUAAUCUGUUUUGAUAUUCAGGCUGAUAUAAAGUUAUGGACAUACCAAAUAAAUAGCAAUAUAUUUGCAUAUCCGAUAACACAAUAUGAUCCAAUAAAAAAUUGUGAAAAUAUUGUUAUCGGAUCUUUAGGAAAAAGUAUAUAUUAUCUCGAAUUAAAUUCUUCUAUAGAAAAUACAGGACCAGUUUUAAAGUAUAUUAAAAAUGUACUCUCACCAAUUUAUGCCACUCCUUGGUGCGAAGAUGAUUACAUGUGCAUUGCUUGUACAGAUGGUUCAUUAUAUAUGUGUAAACUUUCUCAAGGAGAUAUAUUAUCGAGUAUAAAACUUGGUGGUGAAAUUUUUUCAUCGCCAGUUUUGGCAAAUGGAUUGAUCACGGUUGGAUGUAGGGACAAUAAUCUCUAUGUUUUGGAGCAAUGCAAAAUGAAUGAAUGAAUGAAUGAAUGAAUGAAUGAAUGAAUGAAUGAAUGAAUGAAUAAUAGAAUAAAAUAAACUGAUAUUAAAUCAAUAUAUUUAUUCCAUAGGA